UACACCUACACGCUCUGGGUGGGCUCGAAUGUGAGCGAGGCCUUCUCCCUGUCCCUGGUCUCCCCGAAGAACACAAGCUUCUUCAAGGCCAUGACCCAGGCGGCCGAAAUGGAUCCCAGAUUCAUCUUCGAGGCGCGCGAAUGGCCCAAUGGCCACUACGUGCACACACUGUAUGGCAAGAAGGAGGAGCCGCGAGGGUACCACUACUGGCUGCUCUACCGAUUGCCCGAGCUACCGGAUCCCAAUAAUACGCCUGGGAAUCAGCUUAUUGCGCCUGUUGGUGUUGAUGAGCUAAUGGUCGAGGACGGUGAACACUAUCUAUAUUGGUAUAAGAAACUCUAAGCACGGGGAGAGCAUUGCCUGCCGCCGGCCUUAGACGAAGCUGCAGUUCAAUCCACUAAGCAGAGUCGAUAAAAACACACACAUAAAAUGCUUUAGCUAUCGGGCCAUACAGACACACACAGACACAAACGAACACAGAAUCCAGCACAGGACAGUAGUGAACAUGAAAGUGGAGAGUGGAGAAUGGAGAGGUGCCGCAAGCAAAGCAGGAAGGAAGAAAGGCGUACGGAAUUAAUGUCACAGCGGAGUAGACUGUGCACCCACACAGGCGCACACACACACACACACAUCGCACUCCAUUCACCCAACCAAGCAAGCAACCCAAAACUGAUCUCUCGAUUAUCUGAUUCUGGGCGGGAAUGCAGCCGCACCUCAGUCGAAUACUUAUGCAUAGCGAUAAAUGAACGAAAUGAAAGAAA
Drosophila subobscura is the source of this 761-nucleotide messenger RNA. RefSeq lists its product as uncharacterized. Bases 91 to 342 code for a protein of 83 amino acids. The record is from RefSeq and is a predicted model, not a curated record. NCBI's taxonomy places the organism in Eukaryota, Metazoa, Arthropoda, Insecta, Diptera, Drosophilidae. The transcript has 5 exons. Gene Ontology annotation, biological process: cobalamin transport. Gene Ontology annotation, molecular function: cobalamin binding.